Molecule: messenger RNA, 964 nt
Organism: Prinia subflava (tawny-flanked prinia)
Lineage: Eukaryota; Metazoa; Chordata; Aves; Passeriformes; Cisticolidae
Gene: PCP4
Product: Purkinje cell protein 4
Exons: 3
Coding region: 99-287 (62 amino acids)
Cellular component (GO): cytoplasm
Molecular function (GO): calcium ion binding; calmodulin binding
Source: RefSeq, a predicted model, not a curated record
GCCGGGCGCGCGGCGCCGCUUCUUAACGGGCGUCGCGGGGCAGCGGGAGCGCUGAGCGCCGGCGGGGCCGCUGCCACUGUCACCGACACUGUCGCGACAUGAGCGAGAGACAAGGAACCGGGGCUGCAAAUGGGAAAGACAAGACGUCUGGUGAGAAUGAUGGGCAAAAGAAGGUCCAAGAGGAGUUUGACAUAGACAUGGACGCGCCAGAGACAGAGCGGGCGGCCGUGGCGAUACAGUCCCAGUUCAGAAAAUUCCAGAAGAAAAAAGCGGGGUCCCAGUCCUAGUAGCUACCUCACAGCGCAAAACAAAGUAAUCCUGAGAUGAUUUAUCGAGAAGAUCAGAAAUAACACAAAGAUGCAUGUACAGAAAUUAUCAAUAUUUAAAACCCCAUUGGCAGAUAACAACCCAUGAGCUUGUGUGUGACUUCAUCCCAGAUGUUUCACGCCCAUUAUCCUCUGUAACUCACCAUUUUACUUGAUGUUGUAAUAAAAAGUUAGGGUGAAGUAAUUAAAGUGUCUGCCUUCAUCUGUCUUUCCAUAUUAAUCCAGCAAGUGCAGCCUUACAAAUGAACCCAGCCCAGAUGCCUGUUUCCCUCUCCACCUAAAGCUCGGAGUCAUAACAGCACCGUAUGUUGCAGGGAUUUUUGCUGAGGGAUGAGAUAGAUGCAUCUCAGCCCUGCUUCCCUCAUUUGGAGAAUUCCAGCUGCCAGCAAAAUGUGAAAAUAAAAUGACUUUCUCGUAAUGAGCUGAAAGUAAAAAAGAAAAAAAAAAAAGUUGCAGACAGAAGCUGGCAUGAGGGGUGUAGGAAGCAGGGAGCAGUUUAUUUUUGUCUUGCAAGUGUGUCAAUAAAGUGGUUUGAGUGGGGAAAUUGUGCCUGUCCUUCCUCUUUGCAUGAUAACAUUCAGAGAUCUUGGACUGCGUUGACUGUUACGGAAAGAAAAUAAUAAAUCAGACACAAAAUA